This is a messenger RNA of Microplitis mediator, 1250 nucleotides long. RefSeq lists its product as uncharacterized. The record is from RefSeq and is a predicted model, not a curated record. Lineage: Eukaryota; Metazoa; Arthropoda; Insecta; Hymenoptera; Braconidae. The coding region runs from base 318 to 722 and encodes 134 amino acids. The transcript has 2 exons.
GUUACCUACCACGUAUUGAAUUAUCAUCUUGUAACUAAAUUUGUUCCAUUCUAAUCAAACAUUUACAGCCAAACCCACUCGUAGAUAUUGCUGAAUGCUUUCACAUGACUGACGAUUUAUUGCAUGUCUUAUAACAACUGAAUUAUUACAGAAUCUAAUGCACUCAGUUCGAUCGAUAGCUUUCUGGAGAAGCUUUCCGGCUAGGUGGUCGAGAUGGAAUAGUGCAGUUAUUUAAACUUUCUCGGUAGCUAUUUUUAGUCAGUACUGUCCUAACUUUCAUAACUCCCAUAUCUGUUACAACCAUCUACAACAACAAAAUGUCCAAAAAGUUCACGGUAAUUAAAUUCUCUGAUAUAUCAACUUAUGGAAGAAAUCCGUAUAAAUGUGUUCCGAGUUGGUGGAUUGUCAAACGAAAUGUAGCUUAUGUGACAGUGCCGUAUCCGCCUAGGACUGAGAUAGUCCGUUCCUUUAAAAAUAUCAUUAAUUGUGAACCACCUUUACAUGGCUGGAAUGAAUAUUGUGGGACCUUUGAAUACGUAACAGAUUCUUACGCUGACGGACUGAUGUUCAUAAAGAAUCAAGACCCUGAUUGUAUUCCUGAGGAAUUGGUAUUCGUAAGUUACCUGACUGGUAACAUAUUGUCACCAACAAGAAAAUCUAAUGCAUUGAUAACGUUCCUAUCCAAAAUGUGGCUGAGAUUUUGUAGACCUUUUAAAAAAUAAACACUCUAUUUUUAUAUAACCUUAGAUUUUUAUUGAAUUAUACAUUUUAAGCUCUCAAAAAUAACAAUCAUCAAGAACUUCAAAGGCUGAAUCGUGUUUAUCUCUCUAGCUCAAAUUUUUAUCCUCAGCAGAAUACUUACCCCAUAGCAAUAACAUUAACCGUGAACGCGGCUGAUUAUGAAAUCUUGCGCCAACACAAACAUUCUAACAUACGGUUUGGAUUAGCAGUUUUAAUUUAAAAUUUAUCGAUAACGAGGUAUUUAACUCUAUACCACGAAUGCGUAAACAAUAUUUGAUAAACAAACUGUAAAAAUAGCUAAUCGCUAAUUUUUACUGGUAGCAAUAGUUUGAAAACAACACACAAAGUAAAAUAUUCAUAGCCAAACCAAACAAACUUCGAUUUGCAUUUAUUGAUGGUCUUGACCUAUCCUAUUUAUUUAACUUUGUUCUAGAUCACGCAAGUGUCACGUUCGUAGUAUGACGAUCACUUAUUACGAUUCAGAGAUGAGUCAGCUCGGUCAUUUACAU